CUUUGCAUAAUCGACAUGACAGAAAAAUAUUUUUUUCUCUUUGUUCAUUUCUUCAUGCGUUUGCAUUUUCCAAUGCAUUUGAGACAAAUCAGUGGCACGGAAUUUGAUUCGGUCAUCUGCUCAGUUUUGUCAACAUUAUUCGACAUGGCCGACCAGCUCUGUCUCCUCUGUUUACGAUCCUUUGACCUAGAAGAAGAUACCAGCUCGGCGAAUUUUCCCCCCGCAAAAAUCCGGCUCGCGACAUUGUGCCAAUUGUUACGAUCGAAUUAUAAUGAUAAAGCAGGUUAUCCUCAAUUUGAGGAGGACGAGACAUGUCAGUUUUGUUCGAAUUGUUAUCCUCAUGUCAGCCAAGUGGAAGAAAACCGGAAGCAGAUAGUCCUCCUGGAUGAAGAAAUUGGGCGAAAUGUUAACCAAAUUCGAACCACAAUUUUAAAUUCUUCCUCUUUAUCUCAAGAAGACGACAAAGUUAUUGACAUUCGAAAUAUUCUGCUUCGUCUGACGGCGGUGGAGGAGGAAGAAGACGAAAAUUAUGCACUGGACGAGUUCCAAGUCAAACUUGAGCCGGAAGUUGACCAUGAUAAUGACGUUGAUCCAUUGGAGGAUGGGGAUUUCCAUUUCGACUAUUCGUCAAAUAACCACCUUGGUCUCAAAGAAGAAGAAGACGACGACGAAGAUGACGAUUCUGCCUUUUGUAUAACACCUUGUGCUCAAAAUGAGUCAAACGUCGUCCCCAAAUCAAGGCGCCGAAAGGGCACAAAGCGCAAGACACCAACUACACUAAAAAGAAAAACUAGGCCAGAAAAACGAAAAUCGGAUCAAAAUGUAGAAACAGCACCUCCAAAACGAAUCAAACAAGAAUUUCCUCCCACCCUGGAAGCGACACGAUCCUCCUCACGCAUCAAAAAUUCCACCCAUCCUCUAAAAGACGUUAAAGAAAAACUUCCAACGAAAAAACCUCUUCAAAAAUCUGCCCCCGAUUUCCAAUCAUUAAAUAAUACAAAGUCUGAAGACCCAGAUUGGACAGAAAACAAUUCCUCCACGCCCAAGAAUGAAUCUCAAGGUCCUAAAAAGUUCAUCGCUCGCUCCUUACCGAGCGCUCAUUCCUACCCUUGUCCCGUCCCCGGGUGCUCGAUUUCCUCCACCUCCAGCUUGAGAAGGGAGACCCACUUGAAGCGGAGUCAUGGAGGUGGGGCUCACUUCCCGUGUCCCAUCUGCGCCCAGAAGUUCGCCCGCCAUUACUCCGUGGCCAUGCAUAUGGCGAAAAGUCACGAAAAGGGAGAGAAAACCUUGGCCUGUGACAAAUGUGGGAAGAAAUUCUGUCACAUUCAGAAUUUGGAGAGACAUUUGAAGUUUCAUGAAAUCGAUGAAUAUAAACCUCUGGUUUGCCAUGUAUGUGAUUUACGCUUCGAAGACGACACCAAGCUUGGCCAACAUUUAGUCGUGCACAGUUCGAGACGCUAUACAUGCAGCCACUGUGGGAAGGGAUUCGGUGAGAAGAAACCUUUGGAUAGACACAUUCGCCUCGAGCACACGGGAGAACGGCCGGAAAAAUGUGACCAGUGCGAGGAGUCAUUCGUUGACAAGGUAGCCCUCACUCGUCACGUGGCCUACGUCCACACCGAGACCAAAGAACACGUCUGUCACAUCUGUGGGAAAGGGUAUCACCUCUUAAAUGUCUUGAAGAUGCAUCUCAAACGACAUGACGAAACGAGAAAGCGUGCUUGCGAAACGUGCGGUGAAAUGUUUUUAGAUAUGUCUACCUUGCAAUCGCAUCGAGUCAAAGUGCACAACGAGGCGCCUGUGAUUUGUGACGAGUGUGGGAAAGCCUUUGGCUCUAGAAACUCGUUACGAAAACAUAAGUUGACCCAUUUGGAAGUGAAGCCACACCAAUGCAGUGUUUGUCAGGCUCGUUUCGGCGAGAAGAGACUACUCGACAGUCACAUGAGGACGCACACGGGGGAACGGCCAUAUCCCUGCCCCCACUGCGAGAUAGCGUUCAAGCAGAGAAAACAUUUGGCCGUGCACGUCCAACGGUUCCACACGCCUGGCUACGUCGUCCCGAUCCGCCAUCCGUGCCCCCACUGCGACAAGGGCUACCCAACCAACUGCUACCUUCAGGCGCACAUCCGUCAAGUCCACACGGGGGAGCGGCCCUUCGUCUGCGACCAGGCCGGGUGUGGAAAAGGGUUCGCGAAAAAGACGUCGCUCUACUUGCACUUGAAGGGUCAUCAUGGUCUCGUAAUGGAGAAAAAGCGAAUCCAUGUACUGCCAAAAGGGAAGAGAAACGUGAUUCCUUCCGUGGAGGAAAAAUUGUGAUUCUUUAAAUUUACUUGUAAUUGAAAUAAUCUUGUAAAUGUAUUGAUUUAUUACACGUUUUCGUUUUGCAUAUGUAUGUAUGUAUGUAAUAAUAAUAAAUGUUUGUACUGGUUUCCACCAAGA
Folsomia candida is the source of this 2439-nucleotide messenger RNA. RefSeq names its product zinc finger protein 2 homolog. Gene Ontology annotation, biological process: regulation of transcription by RNA polymerase II. The transcript is spliced from 7 exons. The record is from RefSeq and is a predicted model, not a curated record. Gene Ontology annotation, molecular function: DNA-binding transcription factor activity; RNA polymerase II cis-regulatory region sequence-specific DNA binding. NCBI's taxonomy places the organism in Eukaryota, Metazoa, Arthropoda, Collembola, Entomobryomorpha, Isotomidae. The coding region runs from base 16 to 2316 and encodes 766 amino acids.